CUCCCCCCUCUCAGUACGAGCAGGCAUCACGCAUCGCCGCUGCGCGUAACUGGCGGCAAGCGCUCCCAGGCGCAAUGCGGAAGGUGCUAUUCCCGCAUAAGCCACGUGAUGUGCAAUUUCACAGCCUGGACGCUGUUGACACGGCCGCUCCGCUCCGCUGUCUGUACAUGUGUUGUUGUGUCGUCUUGUGUCGGACACACCGCUGCUGUUCGUAUCACCGCCACAUCAUACCGCCACUCAGAGCUCGCUGUAGCUGCCUCCCUACAACGACCACUGUGCGAUUGUACACGCCCGCAGACGCCAGGCACUCGCCCCUGCUGGUGCGACACGCUCUACCAAAGGUCGAAGCAGCGUCCGCUCUCGAGCCGCAACCGCGCCGUUGCUCUGUAGCGCUCUCUAGGCCCGCCUCUGGCGUGGACGUGAACACCGGCGAUGCAGCAUCGGGUUGAUGUGCUGCACAUUGGUCCCUUUUUCCAUUCAUUCAUUUAUGCUGCCACAAGAAGCCCUCAAGUGCU
Molecule: messenger RNA, 515 nt
Organism: Paraphaeosphaeria sporulosa
Lineage: Eukaryota; Fungi; Ascomycota; Dothideomycetes; Pleosporales; Didymosphaeriaceae
Exons: 2
Coding region: 109-390 (93 amino acids)
Source: RefSeq, a predicted model, not a curated record